AUGAUGAACACAGAGAUUUCAAUCUUAGUUGAUGCCGUGAAUGACUACUUCAGCGACGCAGAUGUCCAGUGGAACCUUAUUGGCACCAGCGCUAGCCCCGAGCUGGAGAAUCUUAAUCGCUUUGUCAAUGAAGUUUUGACUUCUAGUCGCGAAGACUCGAUAAGGGAACUCUUGUGCGAGGUCCUACAAGUUAGUCUUUUGAAUGCUCCUCAGAGUAUAAUGGACAGCUUCAAGGAGAGUUGUGAAGAUAGAAACCAGAACGUCGCCCUUGUUCUUGUUAUAUUCAUUGAACUCGGAUUGAUGCCGCCCCCGUCUAUCAUUCAAUCCGUAGCCAAGAUCAUCUUGUGCGAGCCCGGAAAUGAUGUGACAAACCACAUCCUGGAAGUGACGAGAGAAAGAGCCCCCGAAAACCGAUUUCUAUUUGCGAAAAAUCUCGCGGUGCUGUUGAGUCAAUUGGAGUGA
Penicillium diatomitis is the source of this 462-nucleotide messenger RNA. RefSeq lists its product as uncharacterized. NCBI's taxonomy places the organism in Eukaryota, Fungi, Ascomycota, Eurotiomycetes, Eurotiales, Aspergillaceae. The record is from RefSeq and is a predicted model, not a curated record. The transcript is spliced from 2 exons. The coding region runs from base 1 to 462 and encodes 153 amino acids.